This is a messenger RNA of Suncus etruscus (white-toothed pygmy shrew), 2144 nucleotides long. RefSeq names its product protein regulator of cytokinesis 1 (gene PRC1). The record is from RefSeq and is a predicted model, not a curated record. The coding region runs from base 22 to 1839 and encodes 605 amino acids. Gene Ontology annotation, cellular component: mitotic spindle midzone; cytoplasm; spindle. NCBI's taxonomy places the organism in Eukaryota, Metazoa, Chordata, Mammalia, Eulipotyphla, Soricidae. Gene Ontology annotation, molecular function: microtubule binding. The transcript has 14 exons. Gene Ontology annotation, biological process: mitotic spindle midzone assembly; microtubule cytoskeleton organization.
CCGGCUCGGAGGCGUGUCAUCAUGAGGAGAAGCGAGGUGUUGGCUGGGGAGUCCAUCCAAUGCCUGCAGGAGGCCCUGGCUCGGCUCCGGGAUAUCUGGGAGCUCAUUGGGAUUCCGGAGGAGCAGCGCUUCCAGCGGACCGAGGUGGUCAAGCACCAUGUCAAGAACCUCUUGGACAAGAUGAUCGCGGAGGAGGAGAAUCUUCGGGAAAGGCUGCUCAAGAGCAUCGCCGUGUGCCGGGAGGAGCUCAGCACCCUGUGUCAGGAGCUAGCCCUGGAGUCCAACCAGGAGGAAGGGGAGAGGACCAUCCUGCAGCUCGAGAAAGAGCUGCGCACACAGGUGGAGCUGAUGCGCAGGAAGAAGAAGGAGCGAAAGCAGGAGCUGAGGGACCUGCAGGUCCAGGAGCAGGAGCUGUGUGAUGUGCUGUGCCUGCCGCCCUCCGACAUCGACGCCGCUGCGGUCCCCAGCCUCGAGCAGCUGAGCCAGUUCCGGCAGCACUUGGCCACUUUGAGGGAGACCAAGGCUUCGCGCCGGGAGGAAUUUGUCAACAUCAAGCGGCAGAUCAUCCUGUGUAUGGAGGAGCUGGACCAUGACCCUGACACCAGCUGCGAGCGAGAACUGAUAAUCGAAGACGAGGACGCCUUCUGCCUGUCCCUCGAGAAUAUCGCCACCCUGCGGAAGCUGCUGCAGCGGCUGGAGAAGCGCAGGUUGCAGAACAAAGCGGCAUGUGAGGCUUUGCGGGCUCGCCUCACCGAACUCUGGGACAGGCUGCAGGUACCUGCCGAAGAGAGGGAAGCAGUGACCGCAGAAACCGUGGGGACCAAGGCCAAGGUCCAGAAAGCGCUGCAACUGGAAGUGGAUCGGCUGGAGAAACUACAAAGGGAAAAUCUGAAGAAGGUGAUUGAGGGCAUCCGCGUGGAGCUGGCCCAGUACUGGGACUGCUGCUUCUACGGCGAGGAGCAGAGACGAGCCUUUGCGCCCUACUACCAAGAGGACUAUACAGAAGAUCUGCUCCAGCUCCAUGACCUCGAGGUCGGGCGACUGAAAGCCUACUACGACAGUCACAGGGAGCUCUUUGACGGAGUGAAGAAGUGGGAGGAGACCUGGCAGGCUUUCCAGGAUUUGGAGAACAAAGCCUCUGACCCCAGUCGAUUUACAAACCGUGGAGGAACUCUUCUAAAAGAAGAAAAGCAAAGAGCAAAGCUGCAGAAAACUCUCCCUAAGCUGGAAGAGGAGCUCAAGGUCCAGAUUGAGCUGUGGGAGCAGCAACAUGAGAGAGAGUUUGUGGUCAAGGGCCAGCAGUUUGUGAGCUACGUGGCAGAGCAGUGGGAACUCUACCGCCUGGAAAAAGAGCGAGCCAAACAGGAAAGACAACUGAAGAAUAAACUGGAAGGCAAUACUCCCAGGACACCCAGCAAGCGGCGGGGCCAGAUCCCAACCACCCCCGGCAAGGUGCGCAAGCUGAAUGCCACCACCCUGUCCGGUGUUGCGGGCACCGUGCUCCACUCCCCGGCGUUGCGGAUGCCACCUUCGGGCAGGAAGCCGCUCUCAAACAGCUGCUCAGGGAAGAAGACCCCCCAUUCUUCCAGGCGUGAUGCAGGCAAGGAGAAUAUGGAGCCCCACGGCAGCCCGCUGAGCGGUGGGUACCCCGCCUUGGCCCCCUUCCGGCGCAACUUCAGCAGUAAUUCUGUUGCCAGCACCUAUUCUGAGUUUGCGCGAGAGCUCUACAAGGCUGCCAGUUCUGAUGCCGCUUCUCGGAUUCUCAAUUCCACCACCAUUCUCACCCCGGGGAGCUCUGAACCCCACGAAACCCUGGUCUUCUCUUCCAGGUGCUUGUAGCUAGCCAACUUUUGCCUAAGGCCUCCGCAUGGCCAAGAACUUUGUCCAGAGUCUUGUCUCUGGGUGCAGACCCGACUAGAUUUUGCACAUCAACACUGGGGCACCCCCCCCCCCAACACAUCUGUCACUACUGCGCCCCACCCUCCCCCAUGCACUAGUAUUUAUUCAGACCAGACCGGCGGUCAGUACAAAAUGGUUCUCUGCGCUUACCGGAGACAGCUGCUGUAUUGCUGUCUGUAUAUUGUUAAAGUAUAAAUAGAAUUGUUUUAAAGAUGUAUAGUUAAUAAAAUGUGUAGCGUUUGCUU